Molecule: messenger RNA, 1560 nt
Organism: Neohortaea acidophila
Lineage: Eukaryota; Fungi; Ascomycota; Dothideomycetes; Mycosphaerellales; Teratosphaeriaceae
Product: pyridoxal phosphate-dependent transferase
Exons: 3
Coding region: 1-1560 (519 amino acids)
Biological process (GO): L-glutamate catabolic process
Cellular component (GO): cytosol
Molecular function (GO): glutamate decarboxylase activity; pyridoxal phosphate binding
Source: RefSeq, a predicted model, not a curated record
AUGGUGCAUCUCGGACAGGUUGCCACCGACAAGGAGAUCGAAGACAAGAGCAACGUCAACGUCGGCGUGCAAGAGCUCGGCAUUGACGACUCCGCCAGCGGCCAGUUCUCCACCAGCGUCUACGGCAGCCGCUAUGCCGCCUUCGAUCUGCCCAGGCAUGAGAUGCCAGAGGAUGAGAUGCCCAAGGAGAUUGCCUACCGUAUGAUCAAGGAUGAUCUGACCCUUGAUGGUACCCCUACUCUGAAUCUCGCAUCCUUCGUCACCACCUACAUGGAAGAGGAGGCGGAGAAGCUGAUGGUCGAGGCCUUCAACAAGAACUUCAUCGACUACGAAGAGUACCCGCAAUCCGCCGACAUCCAGAACCGCUGCGUCUCCAUGAUUGCCCGCCUGUUCAACAUCCCCGCCCACGACGCCAACACCAAUGCCAUGGGCACCAGCACCAUCGGCUCCUCCGAAGCCAUCAUGCUCGCCAUGUUGGCCAUGAAGAAGCGCUGGCAGAACAAGCGCAAGGCGGAGGGCAAGGACAUCAGCAAGCCCAAUAUCAUCAUGAACUCCGCCGUCCAGGUGUGCUGGGAGAAGGCCGCCAGGUACUUUGAGGUCGAGGAGCGCUACGUCUACUGCACCAAGGACCGAUUCGUCAUUGACCCCGAGGAGGCGGUGAACCUCAUCGACGAGAACACCGUCGGCAUCUGCUCCAUUCUCGGCACCACCUACACCGGCCAGUACGAGGACACCAAGGCCAUCAAUGACCUGCUCGUGGCCAAGAAGAUUGACGUCCCCAUUCACGUCGAUGCUGCUUCCGGUGGCUUCGUCGCUCCCUUCGUCUGCCCUCAACUCGUCUGGGAUUUCCGUUUGGAGAAGGUGGUGUCCAUCAACGUCUCCGGGCACAAGUAUGGUCUUGUCUACCCAGGUGUUGGCUGGGUUGUCUGGCGUGACCCCGAGUUCCUUCCCAAGGAGCUCAUCUUCAACAUCAACUACCUCGGCGCCGACCAAGCCUCCUUCACCCUCAACUUCUCCCGCGGCGCCUCGCAAGUCAUCGGCCAGUACUACCAACUCAUCCGCCUCGGCAAAAAGGGCUACCGCAGCAUCAUGCUCAACUUGACACGCACCGCGGAUUACUUGGCCGCCUCCGUGCAAAAGAUGGGCUUCCUGCUGCUCUCCGAGACGCGCGGCCGCGGCCUGCCCCUCGUCGCCUUCCGCCUCAACCCCGCGCUCGGCCACAAGUUUGACGAAUUCGCCGUCGCCCACCACCUGCGCGAGCGCGGCUGGGUUGUGCCGGCCUACACCAUGGCCCCGCACAGCGAGGGCAUGAAGAUGAUGCGCGUCGUCGUGCGCGAGGACUUUUCGCGCUCGCGCUGCGACGCCCUCAUCUCCGACAUCCAGAUGGCGGUCGACGAGCUGAGCAAGAUGGACGAGAAGAAGCUGGAGCUGCAGAAGGAGCACAUGAAGCAGCGUGCCCGUAGGGGGGGCAAGGGCGGCGGCAAGGGCACCAACUCGCACUACGCCGAUGAGUCGCACAGCUUGAAGGGCAAGCACAAGAAGACUCAUGCUGUUUGCUAA